CAAAAGGGUGAGAAGCCUAGAUUGACGCAGCCAUCAUCUCUUCUUUCCUCUAUAUAAACCCUCCUCCCCUCUUCCUUUCUCCUCAUCCCACAAAGCAAGUUGCAACUCAAGCAAAGAGAGAGAGAGAGAAGAAAGAGGUGAUCAAGUUUCUUCUGCUAAAGAUCAAGUUUCUCACCUCACAAUGGCUCGCUCUCUCUCUACAGCUAAGACCCUCUCCGUCAUCGUGGCCGGAGAGUUCUCCAACGCCAUCUUCAGACGAGGGUUCGCCGUCGCAGCCGACACGGCGUUGCAUGGGAGCGUUGGGAGCGGUGGAACAACCGCUUCUGCGUCGGCGAUGAAGAAGAACGUUGGGGAAGAGUCUAGCGAGAAGGCGCCGUGGAUCCCAGACCCUAAAACCGGUUACUACAGACCCGCUACCGUUUCUCAAGAGAUUGACCCGGCGGAGCUACGAGCUGUUCUCUUGAACAACAAGCAAUAAUUAAUUUCCGAGAAAAAACAAAAACGCUUCUAAGAUAAUUAUGUUAAUGUUGUUUAAUCCCAUAUUGAGAAAACGGGUCAUGAUCCUUUGCGGUGAACCCCCAUCUUAUUCUGUUGCGAGUUUUGUAGUGAUCGUUUUGAUCCAUCCUAAUAAAGUUAUAAAAGCGUUCAAUCUA
This is a messenger RNA of Brassica napus (rape), 653 nucleotides long. RefSeq names its product late embryogenis abundant protein 2. Bases 182 to 478 code for a protein of 98 amino acids. The record is from RefSeq and is a predicted model, not a curated record. Gene Ontology annotation, cellular component: mitochondrion. The transcript is spliced from 2 exons. Lineage: Eukaryota; Viridiplantae; Streptophyta; Magnoliopsida; Brassicales; Brassicaceae. Gene Ontology annotation, biological process: response to stress.